Verticillium alfalfae VaMs.102 is the source of this 1630-nucleotide messenger RNA. RefSeq lists its product as hypothetical. Gene Ontology annotation, biological process: amino acid transmembrane transport. The record is from RefSeq and is a predicted model, not a curated record. Gene Ontology annotation, cellular component: vacuolar membrane. The coding region runs from base 1 to 1542 and encodes 513 amino acids. NCBI's taxonomy places the organism in Eukaryota, Fungi, Ascomycota, Sordariomycetes, Glomerellales, Plectosphaerellaceae. The transcript has 3 exons. Gene Ontology annotation, molecular function: amino acid transmembrane transporter activity.
AUGGAGACGAAAUUGAAGACGACGUCCGACUCAGACCCGGAGCGGGACAGCACAAACGCACCAAAGCAGUCCUCGUGGCUCGCGUCCGCGUUCGGCGGCCCAAACGUUGUCAUUGGGCCUCGUAUUGAGCCGGUUGCUGCCCACUUGCUGCCGAAUCACCAAGAGGGCGACAGUGAUGUCGGUUCCGCUGCCGAGAUCAUGGGGAAGCAAGUUGACGCAGAGGAAGGUAAUGGCAUCAAGUACAGGACUUGCUCGUGGCAAAAGACGGCUGGUCUUCUCUUUUCCGAGUACAUCGUUCUCUCCAUCAUGAGCUUUCCCUGGUCCUACAGCCUCCUCGGUUUGGUCCCCGGCCUCAUCCUGACAGCCGUCGUUGCGAGUCUGGUGCUCUACACGAGUCUGGUGCUGUGGGAAUUCUGUCUGAGACACCCCGAAGUGCGCGACGUCUGCGACGUCGGACAAAUGAUCUUCUGGAACAAGAAGUGGGCUUGGUGGUGGACCGCCAUCAUGUUCGCUCUCAACAACACCUUCAUCCAGGCCCUUCACGUGCUCGUCGGCGGCAUCUAUCUCAACACCAUGACUGAGGCAGACACCAUCCACGCUUGCCGCACAGUCGCGUUUGCCGUCGCUGUCACGGUGAUCAGCUGGCUUGGCUCCCUGCCUCGCACCUUCAACAUGCUCUCCACUCUUGGAUUCGCCUCGGCAUUCUUCACCUUCAUUUCCGUCAUCCUGGCGACGGCUUUUGCUGGGGCUCAGGGCAAGCCUGCAGGCUAUCCCGAGUUGGGCGAGCCGAUAGUCUCGGCUUGGACGCCUUCCACGACGACUCUCGUCACCGGCAUGUCGGCCUUCAUGAACAUGAGCUACACUUUCAUCGGGCAGACGACCUUGCCCAGCUUCAUCGCUGAGAUGCGCGACCCUCGCGAUUUCCCCAAGGCCCUUUGGGCCUGCACUUGCGCUGAGAUUGUCACCUUUAGCAUCGUGGGCUCCGUCAUUUAUGCUUACACCGGCAACCAGUACAUGGUAGCGCCGGCCUUUGGCGUGCUGGAGAACGUGUACAAGAAGGUGUCAUACUCGUUCAUGAUUCCAACGAUCAUUUUCGUCGGCUGCCUCUACGCCUCCGUCACCGGACGCUUCAUCUUCUUCCGCAUGUUCCACCAGUCGAAACAUCUCACGGAGCACACCUUCAAGGGCUGGUUCUACUGGGGGCUGGUCCUUCUCGGAAGCUGGGUGCUCUCCUUCAUUAUCGCGGAGGUCAUCCCCUUCUUCUCCUCCUUGCUCUCCGUCAUGUCGUCGCUCUUCAAUUGCUGGUUCGGCUUCAUCUUCUGGGGCCUGGCCUACUUCCGCAUGCGAAACGCCGAUAUCAAGCAUGGCGUGCCGCGCCGAAAGAUUUUGGACAAGCUUUCCGUGGCGCUCAACGCUGUCAUCAUUUUGACUGGCUUCUUGUAUCUCACUUUGGGCACCUAUGUGAGUGUUCAGGGCAUCAUUGAUCAGUUUGAAGCUGGGACAGUAGGAGGUGUGUUCAGCUGCAAGAGCAACGGCCUUUAGGUCUCCGGUUGGUACUAUAUGCACUAAGAAGAGAAUGACUCCUCUGCAUGGAGAGUGGGAGCUUGAGCUUCUCUAACGAUUUCAUGAC